Molecule: messenger RNA, 1763 nt
Organism: Glycine soja
Lineage: Eukaryota; Viridiplantae; Streptophyta; Magnoliopsida; Fabales; Fabaceae
Exons: 3
Coding region: 608-1567 (319 amino acids)
Source: RefSeq, a predicted model, not a curated record
AGGGUUUCCAACGUGGAAGUGAAGGAGGAGAGGGAGAAGAAGAAGAAGUAGGAGGAAGAAAAGGGGAAAACGCAAAGAAAAAAAGAGGAAGAUAGAUCAAGAUCUCCCUUGCGUUUGUCUCAGUUGAAGAAAUUCAAGAGCAGAACGAGACUAACUCAACGGUAUCAGACGUUUCAGGGUUUCAGCACUUCCAUUUUUUUUUUUUCCGGAUUUGAGUUGGAAGAAGAUCAAAGAGCUAAGUCCAAUUUGAAUGCUCAUAACUUGAGCCAGGAAAAUUGUUUUUGAUUGAACCAGUGGGGUUUGAAAGAUAAUAAGUUCUUGGUCCAUUAAGUUUCAGAAUUCUUUAACCACAGGCCCAGGGAUUGCUCCUGGUGCAUAAAAAUGCAGACCAUAGUCGUGCUGAAUUCUGAUGUAAAUCAGUCUACUUUGAAGGAUCAUAAGUUGGGUAAAGAAACUCCAAUUUGUGUGAUCCUGAGCUUGUUGGAAAGCUUAGAAAAUCUAUUUUUGGUGGUAAAAUAUCAGAAUUUAUUUCAUUGUUCCUAGUUGCUUGGAUUGUUCCUCUGGGUGGUGGAGACUUUGUGUAUUUUUAAAAUAUUGACAAUUCAAAAUGCCAAAGGAGAGAAGGGAUAGGUCUUUGUCACAUGAAAGUAGCAGAGCCUCACCUUACCCUAGCAGCUCUAGUCGUGUUGGAAGAUCUUCUCUUAAAGAGUCAGAGGAAAAUGUUAAAGAAUGGGAAGAAGCUAGGUGUCCAGUGUGCAUGGAACACCCUCACAAUGCAGUUCUCCUCAUAUGUUCAUCCCACGAGAAGGGAUGCCGCCCUUACAUGUGCAACACUAGUUAUCGCCACUCAAACUGUCUUGAUCAGUUCUGCAAGUCUUUUGCAGACACCUCAUCAACCAUUCCUCAAGUAGAAGGUCAAAUUUCAGAUACUUUUGAAAGUAGAAUUGAUGUGCCCGAAGACAGAAAUGAGGGGACUGUCCAAAGUAGAAUUGAUGUGCCAGAAGACAGAAGUGAGGGUUUGGUUACAAUGCAAGCCUUAUCCUGCGAAAAUGAUGCAAAAUCAAAGUUAGUAUGCCCUUUAUGUAGAGGGAAAAUAAAAGAGUGGAAAGUAGUGGAGGCGGCUCGUCAUUUCAUGAAUGAAAAAUCAAGGAAUUGUUCUUGUGAGACUUGCAACUUCAGUGGCACAUACCCAGAUCUUAGGAACCAUGCAAGACUUGAACAUCCUCUCGAGCGCCCAUCUGCGGUAGACCCAGAGCGUCAGCGUAGCUGGAGGAGGUUGGAGCGCCAGAGGGAUCUUGGCGACCUCCUUAGCACACUUCAAACUUCAUUUGGGGUUGAUGACCCCAUAGAUGAUGGUGGUCUGCUGGCUGUGUUUUUCCUCAUUCUUCAGCCUGCUUCCAUGUCCAGGGGUACCACACUCCAAAUGCGAAUAAGGAGACCCACUACUACACUCUGGGGGGAAAAUUAUGAUGGACAAUCUGGAUCUGAUGAUGCAAACGAAUCUUCAGAUGGAGGCUCUGAUAAUAGACCUCGCCGUGUCCGGAGGCGGCGGACACCUCCACCAUGACUUGCAAAUGGGUCAAAUUUGAAUUAUCAUUGAUCCUGGCUCGCCUUCUUCCUCACCCUUCUACCUUUCCCGAUGCUCAUGAAUACAUGUCGGUUAUUAAAUGUUAUAAGUAUAUUUAAUAUUUUUGCCAUCUUUCCCAAGGAUUCUGAACGAUUGAGCUUGAAAUAAAAUUUACUGUUGUGCAUAUUUUUUUUAA